Messenger RNA from Yamadazyma jaroonii, 1611 nucleotides. The record is from the annotation of a GenBank genome assembly. NCBI's taxonomy places the organism in Eukaryota, Fungi, Ascomycota, Pichiomycetes, Serinales, Debaryomycetaceae.
AUGUUACCUCUUUUACAGGAAUUUUAUAAAAGUGGACAAUUCAAAAGUUAUAAUAGAUUCAUUGAAGCAAUCAGAAAGAACUUUAAGUUCCAAAUGAUAAUAUUGGGGGUUUCAAUAUUGGGGUUAAUCUAUUUGACAUUAGAAGUUGGACUCAGUUUAAAUCAUUUGAAAUUAUUGAUAAUUGCUAUUUCCCAUAUAUAUGGGUUGAUAAUCGUAUUAUGGCUCAUGGCUCACGGAUUAAUUAAUAUUGCCAGGAAUCGAUGGACUUUCGGUAAUCACAUGACCAAGGUUAAUUAUUAUUAUUUGAAAGUACCUAAAUUAGUUGAUAAUUUAGAAGAUUGUAAGAUAUCUUUCAAGGAAGAUAUUCUUAAAGUUUUAGUUUUAUACAAUUAUAUUAAUAACGAUGAAUAUAACAAUUUUUUAUUCAGAGAUUGGAUAAUUGACUUGCAUAAUAAGAUUCCUUCUGAGUUGAAAGAACUUAUGGAAUUACAAAUCAAUAAUAACUUAUACGAUAGUGAUUUGAUAACCAGAAACGAUAUUAAUAAUGGAUUUUUGAAGAAUUUGACCUCAUCUUUCAAUAUGAAUUACAAUAAAUUGAUUGCCUAUGAAUCUGAAUUCAAUGUCAUUUUCAAUGAAAUUAUCUUGUUGGAGGAUUUGAGCUCAUCCAACAUGAAUGCUUUGAAUUUCAGAAUCGAAAAAGUUACUAAAUUAAGAUUUAUUUGGUUGAAUUACGUUAAACCCAUUAUGAAUAGAUUUUUUUCAAUAAUUUUCUUCAUAAUAUCAUUCAUUAUUAUUGAAUCUGAAUUUUUCCAUUCAACUAGACUUUCAAUUAUUGAUAGAAUUUAUAAUAAAAUUAACAAUAAUUCAUUAAAGUUCUUAAUAACUUUUUCAAUUUUUGCAUAUAUGUUGAUUUGUUCAUUAAAUUCAUUGACUCAAUUGAAAAUUUUCAAUAUGUAUCAUUUGGUUACCCAUAAAUCCGAUCCUAUAUCUGCAUGUUUUUAUGCUACUUACAUUGCAAGAUUAACAAUCCCUUUGUCUUAUAAUUUUAUUACUUUAUUUAUCUCAAGAAAAUCCAUAUUUGAAGAUUGGUUUGGUAAAUCCAUUCAUUUGACAGGAUUAUUCAACUUGAUGAAUAAUUGGAUUCCGAGAUUAUUAUUUAUACCUAUAAUUUUAACUAUUUUCAAUGUUUAUGAUAAAAUCAAAAGAAAGUUAGGUUUAAACAACGACUUUUACGACAGUUUUAGUUUUGAUGAUAAUAAUGAUGAUUCUACCAAAAGAAAAGAUUUGAUUAUCGUUGAAGCUAAGAGAAUUAUCAACAGAGAAGUUAAUAAAAGGUUGACCAACACUGUUGCCCCCAUCAGAUCGUAUAAUUUACAAAGUGCUGCGGAUAUGAAUUAUGAAACUAAUAGGAAUAAUUUUGAGAAUCUGUUAAUCAAUUCGAACAAUAGAAUUGAAUUUAGUGACAACAUCGAUUCUUCUCCAUCAAUUUGGGCUAAUAUAACUAAUCAAUUCAAUACUAUCAAAAAUCAAUUCUCCAGAUCGAAUUAUAGAGAUGAACCAUUGGAAGAUUUCGAAUACGAUGAUGAUGCUGACCAUGAUUUGGUUAUCUAA